GCGAUCCCACAGUUCUAUUUGAGUGGUGGCCCAUUUGAGUGUUUCACCUAGGGCUGGAGGUUUGGUUUUUUCGGUUACAAUCGGUAACCGAAUGGUCGGUUACCGGUUAACCGAAAUACAAGGCAAAGCUACCGCCAACCGAUCGACAACCGACCGGUCGGUUACCGGUUAGUUUCUCGGUUAACUGAGCUAACCGCACAACACAGGCGGUGGUUACUGGUGAUUGCUCGUGGACUGGUCGGCGGAGGAAAUGCGGCGGGGGACUGUGGUUGACGGCGGGGACUGGUGCUGGUGGCGGAGGAACAAUAGCGGUCGGCGGGGGACUGUGUGGCUGGCGGCGAGUUGGGAAGCUGGUCGGGGAGGAGAUGGCGGAGCAGCCGAGCAGGGGCGCGGGUCGGCGAGGGAGAUGGCGGAGCAGGAGACGCUCUGGUCGCGGCUUCGUCUGAAGCCACUUCUGUGGCCUGGGAAGAAGAGAUGGAGGCUGAGGAACGAGAUUGAUUCGUCGUAACCAUUCGCAAAUCGGGAGGGAGGAACUGGGCGGCGACGGUCGCGAUGCAGAGAAGGGAAGGGGAAUUGCGAAUUGGCAAUUGGGGAAGGAAGGACGAAGGGGAAUUAGGGUUAGGCUGAACCGUGAAGAGUGGGAGACUGGGAGGGGGCGGCGACGUUUUGUGAAGGGGUUGGUUGUGUCGGUUAGCCGGCGGUUAGACUCAUCGGUUAGCCGGUUAACCGCCAUAACCAAUUCCCCUACCGAACACCGCCCGCGUGAGCUUUUUCGGUUAGUCGGUUAACCGGUAACCGUCGGUUAUCUAUUUAACCAGCCGGUUAACAGGUAAUUGUCGGUUAUCGGUUUAACCGACCGGUUAACCGGCAACCGAUAACUGAACCUCCAGUCCUAGUUUCACUGACUUGUCUAUUUGGUCUACAACUGAUGACUUGGCACGCAAGGCUGAUUCCUGAGGGUUUAGAGUAAGUAUGUGUGCGUAGUGAUGGUAAUUUCAACCCGCCCCGCGGGUAUUACCCGACCUGAUCCGUGAUGGGGCGGGUAUUACCCGACCCGCAGUAGCGUGGUGCGGGGUAUGGGUAUUUACUUGCGACCCGCCCUGCCCCGCCCCGUUCUAGACUCAUUUUAUCUCAAUUUCUUAUAAUUUCUAUACAUAUUUCUCCUAUUUUGACUUUUUUUCAACUAAUUAUAGUCGCUCUUUCAACUUGUUAGACUCAAUUAUCUAUUCUAUUAUCACUAUUUUUUAUUCUUAAAUUGUUUUACCUUUCGUUUUAUCGUAAAAAGUAAAAUUUACUUAUAUUU
Messenger RNA from Linum trigynum, 1303 nucleotides. The record is from the annotation of a GenBank genome assembly. NCBI's taxonomy places the organism in Eukaryota, Viridiplantae, Streptophyta, Magnoliopsida, Malpighiales, Linaceae.